Molecule: messenger RNA, 1458 nt
Organism: Eruca vesicaria subsp. sativa (arugula)
Lineage: Eukaryota; Viridiplantae; Streptophyta; Magnoliopsida; Brassicales; Brassicaceae
Source: the annotation of a GenBank genome assembly
UCGCCGACCCACUAUGCCGUCUCGGCCGCACUCAACCCUCUGGCCUCCACUUCCUCUCUUCCCUUCCCCCACAGUCCAUUCAUUACUCUUCCUGGACUGGAUUGAACUUUUUUCUUUUUGAUUCCUUUAGUGUUUGAGUAUUAAAGCAUUCGAUGGCUUUUUUAAACUGUUUAUCGUUUUCUUGACUGUAGAUGAUGGAUGAUUCUUGUCUCUCUCUUUCUCUGAUGGUGAUACUGUGUUCUUGCGUCCCGUUGAUGUAGGUUAUGUUUUUGAUGAUAGAGACGUUUUUGACUUACAAUGAGCACACCAAGAAACGGCAUUUCCAAGCAUCAGAGAGCUGACAAAGUUUCUGGUCAAGGAGGGCCAUUUUGGAUCCUAAUUGCUGAGGGAGCCUUGUUGAGUACUUUGUCCAUUCGCUUUGGCUACAAGCUUAAGCAGUCGCUUGAUUUUAAACCUCGACAAUCUAAUGCCUCUGCUGGAUUAAAAGCCAAUGGAACAUCUGAGAGGCCCAAAUCUGUAGGUUGUUGUUUGCACUCACACACGUCUUCCUCUGCACAUAAGAAUGAUUAUUCCUGCUUCCACUCCAUUCCAGGAACUGUGAAUGUGGAUGGAAAAGAGGAGACAAACGAGCAAAUGGUAUCGGCAUCUGACACUUCACUGCCUCUUGUGAUGGUUCCUGCUCCAUCUUACAGCAAAGAGAAUGGAGUGAUGUGGACUUCUUCUCCUGAUCGCUUGGAACUACCCCCGAGACCAUACAAUCACCAUUCAACCUGCUCGGAUUCACCUUGCGUAUCUGAAACCAAAAAAUCCACAGCAAAGAGAAUGGGUCGGUCUGGAGCAGGUGGAGCAGGAGGAAAGCAUCAUCCUUUUGUUUACAAGGUACAAAGUCACAGAUUCAAAUGCAUAUAUAUACUUAAGGAUUCUAUAAUAGAAACACCAUUGGAAAUACAUUUUCCAUUUGGGUCCUUAACUAUUCCCCAAAACAUAAAAAAUAUUAAUCUAAUUCUAAGGACUCUAAUGGUGGGUAACACCAUUGGAGGUGCUCUAAGAAGCCUAUACAUUUUUUCGAAGGUCUUGAACUAAGACGUAUAGUCAAGUUGAAGAGAAAAGAUUUAAUAUGUUCUCAGAUUAAAGUCCUGCAACUGAGAUUGACGUAUUAUACAUUGAAUUAUCCUCCAAUGGCACAUCGAUACUCGUAUGGUUCGUUACUAUCUUCGAGUUAGGUAAGGAUGGUAUUUCAGAAAUUUCAAUAUAGAUUAAAGUCAAUCACUCUACGGCUACAAAUUUUCUGAUCAUUGUUUUACAUAUAUGUUUAAGAUUUAACCAUUCUAGAUCGGAGACAAGAGAUGGAUUUUAAUACUACCAUUCAAAAACCAUCCAUCUCAUCCGAUAUCUACAUUGAUGUAAGCCAAUCUUAAAGUUUCGAUUGGAAUUAAUUUGGUUAAAUCUACGUUGGAC